AUGACAGUAUCUCCCGAGGAACGGGAACGCUGUAUCGAACGUUUAUUUCGAACACUUGACAACUCACAGUCUGGAACCCUUGAUACAGAUGCAUUAUUAGAGGCGUUUCGCGAACAAUAUAACCCACUUCCCAGUUCAGAAGAGAGCAUAGAUGCACUUGUAUCUGAAAUUUCCUCUCAGAAAAAUGGAUAUUUUUCGUAUGAUGAAUUUAAAGAAUAUAUUACCAAUAUAGAAGAUCGAAUUGCAUUAUCAUUCAAAACAUUAGAUCAAAAUAAUGAUGGCAAACUUGAUUUCAACGAAAUUCGUGACGGUCUUGUGGCACUUGGAAUGGAUGCUAAUGACGAACGUAUUGAGCUUUUUUUCAAUUUACUCGAUACUGAUACAGAUGGAUAUAUUUCAUAUGAUGAAUGGCUUCGGUUUUUACUUUUUGUGCCUCUUGAUACUAGUUAUGAUAUCCCUUUAAGAGCAGCAUAUGAAUUUUUCAUUGAUGAGCUCGACCUAUCAGCAGAAGGCGAUUUUUUUGUCAGCAGUGAAACUCUUAAUGGAAUUGGGUAUUUUCUUGCUGGGGGUUUAGCUGGUGUCAUUUCUCGAACUUGUACCGCCCCAUUUGAUAGACUUAAAGUUUAUCUUAUCGCCAGCUCUGGUCAACCACUUCAAACAACCACUACAUCGACAGGAGGGUCAAUAGGAAAAACUGUGACUAAGGAGGCUAUAAGCUCAGCUUCUAAAUCCCGGGAAGCAGGACCUCUUGUUCGGGCGUUUAAACAUUUAUGGAGCCAAGGCGGAAUAAGAGCCUUUUUUGUUGGAAACGGCCUCAAUGUCAUCAAAGUUUUUCCUGAGUCAGCCAUGAAAUUUGGUUCUUUUGAAGCAGCAAAGAGAUUUUUUGCCCAAAUUGAAGGCGUAGAAGACACUUCUGAAAUUUCCCGUUUAUCUACAUUUAUUUCUGGUGGUUUAGGCGGUGUGGUUGCCCAGUUUACUGUUUACCCAAUAGAUACUUUAAAGUUCCGGAUACAAUGCGAAGCACAGUUUUCAAAUCUACGAGGAAAUCAAUUAUUAUUUGAAACUGCGUCUCAAAUGUGGAAUACUGGAGGAAUCAGGAUGUUUUAUCGAGGCCUUUUGGUUGGCGUUUGUGGAAUUUUUCCAUUUGCUGCUCUUGAUUUAGGAACCUUUGCAGCGAUGAAACGCGCACUAAUUGCUAGGGAGGCCAAGAAGCUUGGCGUGGAUCCAACAGAUGUUCGGCUAGGCAAUCUCACUGUUCUAACCAUGGGUGCCGCUAGUGGAUGUGUUGGUGCUUCUGUGGUUUAUCCUAUUAAUCUUUUAAGAACAAGACUACAAGCCCAAGGAACGCAUGCACACCCAUAUAAAUAUACUGGUAUUGUUGAUGUAUAUCGAAAAACCGUGGCUCGAGAUGGCUAUCGUGGCCUCUGGAGAGGUUUAGCACCAAACCUUGCAAAAGUUGCUCCAGCUGUCAGUAUAAGCUAUUUAGUAUAUGAGAACACAAAGACCCUCUUAGGUCUGGUUUGA
Magnusiomyces paraingens is the source of this 1524-nucleotide messenger RNA. RefSeq lists its product as uncharacterized. The record is from RefSeq and is a predicted model, not a curated record. The transcript has 2 exons. Gene Ontology annotation, biological process: transmembrane transport. Gene Ontology annotation, molecular function: ATP transmembrane transporter activity; calcium ion binding. The coding region runs from base 1 to 1524 and encodes 507 amino acids. Lineage: Eukaryota; Fungi; Ascomycota; Dipodascomycetes; Dipodascales; Dipodascaceae.